Molecule: messenger RNA, 1181 nt
Organism: Spodoptera litura
Lineage: Eukaryota; Metazoa; Arthropoda; Insecta; Lepidoptera; Noctuidae
Product: putative RNA-binding protein EIF1AD
Biological process (GO): translational initiation
Cellular component (GO): nucleus
Molecular function (GO): translation initiation factor activity; RNA binding
Source: RefSeq, a predicted model, not a curated record
AAAUAACCUACGAAUAUAGAAAUAGAGUGUAUAGUAUUUCUAUGAGAGAAGCGAUCAAGCCGAUCAAUAAAGAUUCGAGUGUUUCAGUCUGCUUGCUAAGAGCUAACUACUGAGGGAAUUCAGUGUUUAGUGGAACGAGCUGAGGCUCGAUCUUUGCUAUUUGGAUACGGGUUUUUAUUGCACAAGAGUAAAUCAAAAGGUGUAAUAAAUUCGAGUUUAAAAUCCUAAAAUCAAUACAAUCAAUCUUUGUUCGGAGUGUGUGCCUUGUAUAUAACUUACAAAAAUGUCCCGGGUAACUAGAAGGAAGCAUGUAAUGAAUGAAAAUACAUGGGAUGAUGAUGAGUUACCUAAGGAGAACCAAAGCAUUGUAAAAGUGUUGAAGAACAGAGGAAACAAUUUACAUGCGGUAAUAACCCCAACUGGUGAAGAAUACUUAGUAUCCAUGCCAACUAAAUUCAGAAAUAACAUUUGGGUGGGACGAGGCUCAUAUAUUGUUGUUGAACCGAUACCUGAAGGAGACAAAGUAAAAGCUGAAGUAGUGAAAAUAAUGAAUAAAAACUCUAUAAAAUAUUAUAAAGAAAAGAAUGUUUGGCCAAAAGAGUUUGACGAUGCACAACCGGAAAUGAGUGAUGAGGACGAUGAUGAUAUGUUUGCCAACUGUAAUAGAGAUCCGGCAUACUGUAAUAGUGACACCGAUUCAGAUGACGAUGAUGAUGACAGUAGUGAUAAUAUGAGUGACACGGACAGUGGUAACGAUAGUGAUACUCGUACGAGAUAAUUAUUUAUUAUAAUAUUACAUUUUAUAAGUAUUUAAUAUUAUGUUGUUAUGUUGAGGAAAUCUUUUCUCUCUAGGUAUGCACCAAUGCAUUUGAGUAUUUUUUUGUUUAUAUACUCACCUUUAAUUUUAGGCAACUAUGGAUAGUUAAGUACUAGUACAGUAGUAUUUUUUAGAUUUGUAUACAUCAUACCUUUAAAAAGACAAACAUUCUAAAAAUGAGUUUGAAUAUCCUUAUGUGAUUGUAGUGACUGGAGUGUGCUCAAUAUUGAACUCAUUUAUAGAGAUUUUACCCUUUAUACUGUUGUCUUACCAAAUAUAAUAUGACAUGUAGUAAGCUUUUUAAAUGAUCUAGUGAAAUAAAAAAAACAAAUGUAAUCGUCAUAUUGUUUAUAGGACAUUUUAU